AAAAAAAGAAAAAAAAAGAGACUCCUUCCCAGCCCGCUGACUGUCUCCCUAGCCCCGACCCGCCGCCGCUGCCGCCGCCGCCUCCUUCCUCUCGCCCCGCGCCGCUCUCCACCUCCUCCCGGCUCCCAUCCACCGAAAGCCGCCGCCGCCGCUUCUCCUUCACAUCGCCGCCUUGCCCCUGUACGACGCCGGCCGCCUCCCUAAUCGCGAACGGCGGGGAGGAGACGAGGCGCGGCGGAAUUCCGCACCGGAGUAGAGCGGACCGUCUCCUCGCAGCUCCCCCGCCCACGCUGCCGCUUGUGAGGUGAUAGCACCCCCGCCCCGUCUACCGUGUCACCGCAACCUGCCGCCCAUGGCCGGGGAAGACGGCAAGGUGGAUCAUCCACGCCGCAGCGGGCGCCUGAAGGCUCAAACUCGCGCGGAUCAGGAGCACGGUGCUGAGGACACCAGCGAGGUGGACUGCUCGCGCCGCCGCUGUCUCAGGCCUCAGUCUUCCUCGGGCCAGGAGGCCGAUGGCGAGGCGGACCACCCGCGCUACAAUUUACGCCUCAGGAGCCACCGUGCUGUGAGCAAGGAAGGCAAGGAUCAUAACAGGGUGAAAAAGCCAAAGCAUGAGUUUUUUCUCUAUAUUGAUUACUAUAGGGAGAAGGAGAAGGCAAACGGAAGAAAGUUAAACGCUCGAGAUGCAAGUAAACAGGCUAAGUGGAUGUGGAAAAAGAUGAGUGAUGCUGACAAAGCCCCCUACAAGGCAGAGGCUAUAAGACUAAGUGCAGAAUACAAAGAAAAAAAGGGAAGGAUGAACUGCUCUUCACCAGAAGUGGUCUCCACGCCCCCACUGGUGAAUGACACGGCUUCAGAGGUGAUCGCCACGCCUCCAGCGGUGAAUGGCACGCCACCAGCUGUGAAUGGCACACCUCUACAGGAGCCCAACGUCAGUGACCCGUCUUGGCUUCAGGAUCUUCCAGCACCUCCACAGGAGCCAGUAUUCAGCUUUAGCGGAAGUUCAAUGGACCAGGUGUCUAUGUAUGUUUCAACUGGGCCAGAAGCAUCAAGUGAUUCGGAGUCUUUGUUUAAGAAAGGAAAAGGUGAUGGCGUGCGGCCUUCGCCCCCGUCGGUGAACAGGCCAGCUGUGAGGCGAGGUAGCAAGUAGAAAAGGGAGCAAGACAAAACUUGUGUUUAAGGUGCUGUGCUGCAGACCUUGUGGACGCUGCACGUCAUGGCAGCCAGACAGCGUGCGAUUGAGCUCCACUACUCCAGUUGAGAUCAGCUUGUAGAGUUUCACAUUCUUCGGUUCAGCUUCUAGACUUUUUUUUUCUUUUCUUUUCUUGAGUGCAAAUGUUAAGGGUCCGUAGGAACAAUUUUGUACAAGUUUUCUGCUAGCAAAUGUACAGGGCUACGUAAUUUGUUUAGUAAUCGUAAAUUGCUAGCAAAAGUUGUUGUCCUGAACCAGCAUAUGACUUGUGGCUAUACUUCUUUUUUUUGUUUUCGAGAAAACCUGUGGCUAUAUUUGGAGGAUUAAGUUAUUGCUAGGACUAAUUGAUCAUUUGGUCAGUCAGCUUUUCAUGA
This is a messenger RNA of Triticum dicoccoides, 1566 nucleotides long. RefSeq lists its product as uncharacterized. The record is from RefSeq and is a predicted model, not a curated record. NCBI's taxonomy places the organism in Eukaryota, Viridiplantae, Streptophyta, Magnoliopsida, Poales, Poaceae. Bases 353 to 1150 code for a protein of 265 amino acids. The transcript is spliced from 11 exons.